Molecule: messenger RNA, 1818 nt
Organism: Chaetomium globosum CBS 148.51
Lineage: Eukaryota; Fungi; Ascomycota; Sordariomycetes; Sordariales; Chaetomiaceae
Exons: 1
Coding region: 1-1818 (605 amino acids)
Biological process (GO): oligosaccharide catabolic process
Molecular function (GO): alpha-amylase activity
Source: RefSeq, a predicted model, not a curated record
AUGGGUUCUAAUAUUUUUCAUCACCCGAACGGCUGGGUCGGCACAGCGCCUUGGUGGAAGGGCGCUGUCUUCUAUCAAGUUUAUCCGGCAAGCUUCAAAGAUUCCAAUGACGACGGGUGGGGGGACAUCCCUGGCCUGAUCUCGAAAAUCGACUAUCUCCACCAACUUGGUGUUGACGUCGUCUGGUUGUCGCCAAUGUUUGAGAGCCCCCAAAAAGACAUGGGAUACGAUAUAUCAGACUACCAGGCGGUUUACCCACGAUACGGGACCCUCGAAGACGUCGAUCGGCUCAUUGAAGCCUGCCACAGCCGCGGUAUGAAGCUCAUCCUCGACCUCGUGGUGAACCACACGUCAGACCAGCACCCGUGGUUCAGGGAGUCCCGGUCAUCCAAAACCAACCCCAAACGUGACUGGUACUUCUGGAAGCCAGCCAGGUACGACAGCGCCGGUAACCGCCACCCGCCGACCAACUGGCGCGGGUAUUUCGCCGGCUCAACCUGGACCUGGGAUGAGCAAACGCAGGAAUAUUACCUGAACCUCUACGGCCCUUUCCAGCCCGAUCUCAACUGGGAGAAUGCCGACUGUCGUGCGGCCAUCUAUGAGGAAGCCAUGCGUUUCUGGUUGGAUCGGGGGAUUGACGGGUUCCGCAUCGACACGGUGAAUAAAUAUUCCAAGCGCAUCGACUUCCCAGACGCGCCCGUGACCUGCCCGGACGUGCCGCAUCAGCCAGCGCCUGAGAUGUGGUGCAACGGACCGCGAAUCCAUGAGUUUAUCCAUGAGAUGCAGACGCAGGUUCUUGGGCCAUACAAAGCUGUCUCCGUCGGCGAGCUUUCCAACACGCCCCUACCGGGACAGGUACUGCCAUACGUAUCGGCCGCGGCGCGAGAGCUGGACAUGGUGUUCGAGUUCAGCAUGAUCCGCUUGGGAACCGGCAACUUGUUUCACGGCAAGUACAUCUACCAGCCAUUCCCGUUGUCGGUCCUCAAGCGCCACGUCGCGACGUGGCAGACCUUCAUCGAGGGAACCGACGGCUGGCACACUGUUUUCUGUGAGAACCACGACAAUGGGCGGGCUGUGUCGCGGUUUGGGGAUGACAGCACACCGAAGUUGUGGGAGGCUAGUGCCAAGGUGAUCGCGUUGUGGCAAGUCACGUUGACGGGUACGCUGUUCUUGUAUCAGGGUCAAGAAAUCGGCAUGAGAAACAUGCCUGCCGACUGGGGCAUCGAGGAGUACAAGGAUGUGGAAAGCUUAGGUUUCUACAACGAAGCAGUCGAGUCCGGUGAUGGCAAGCGUAUUCAGGACACGCUCCAUGGUUUGCGGAUAUUAGCCAGGGACCAUUCGAGGGUACCGUUCCAGUGGGACGACUCCCCUAACGCCGGAUUCACGGGCGCCGGCGUCACGCCUUGGAUGAAGGUGCAUGAUCAGUAUCGCGAGUUGAACGUUGCCAACCAGCUCAAAGACUCCGAAUCUGUUUUAGGCUUUUAUCGAAAGGCAUUGAGCCUUCGCAAGGAGCAUGCGGACAUCUUCAUCCACGGGGCCUUUCGGCUUCUGGCCCCCGAGGAGGAGAGUCUCUUCAUGUAUGUCAAGGAAAGUGACUCGGAAGUCAACAUUGGCGGCGGAGGCGCAAAGAGAAAGGCUGUAGUAGUGAUGAACUUCACUAGCCAUGCCCAGCAAUACCCCGACGUCAGUGUCGUGCUGGGGUGUCGCGCGGGGGAGGAGCACUUGCUUGUGAGCACUGUCAGGUCUGGACAGUCGGCGCUGGCGAGCAACGAGCUGAGACCCUGGGAAGGAAGAGUGUAUCUCAACUUCAAGCCGUGA